Salpingoeca rosetta is the source of this 1251-nucleotide messenger RNA. RefSeq lists its product as uncharacterized. The coding region runs from base 1 to 1251 and encodes 416 amino acids. The transcript has 2 exons. Lineage: Eukaryota; Choanoflagellata; Craspedida; Salpingoecidae. The record is from RefSeq and is a predicted model, not a curated record.
AUGACACGCGCUCAGGACGUUUACACGCAGUUUGGUGUGCCAAACUCGAAUGAGAGGGGCAUUGACGUUGUGACCGACGCUGAAGGCGCCACGUUUGUUCUCGCAUACACGGACGGCGCCCUGUUCCCAAAGCAGACCGGCAGCAACGACAUCGUGCUGAUGAAGUAUGGGCCCGAUCACACCCAGCGCUUGUGGGGCGUGCAGGUUGGCACCGCCGACCCAGAUCGGCCCUUCGACAUCACCGUUGACCGCCUGGGCAACCCCAUCAUCGCCUGCCAGCUCGCAUCUGGGCUCGCGGCCCUCAUCAAGUAUUCCUCGUCCGGCACCCACGUGUGGACUAAGACGUUUGGACAGACAAGCGUCAACGGCGUUGCCGUCGCAUCUGACGGCAGCAUCUUCUUCGUCGGCACCGCAACCGCCUCCGCGUCCACGCCGAUCCGCCUCGUGAGGUGCAGCCCGCAGGGCGUGGUGCUCUGGGAGCAGAAGACCGGACAGAGCGGCGAUUACGGCGUGGCCAUCGACCUGGACCCCGAUGACAACCCCAUGUUCCUCGUCGCAGUCAACCAGGGCAGCACCUACUUCAACGGCGUCUACCGCUAUGACGCACUCGGCGUGUUCAAGUGGUACCAAACGUUUGGGGCCCCCGCAUCAAACACACCCCACGACAUUGUCGUGGACAGCGUCGGCGACGCCAUCAUCUGUGGUACAUCCACCAACACAUGGCCCAACAACCAGCACCUCGGCAAAGGCGACGCGUUUGUGAUCAAGAUUGAUGGCAUGUCGGGUUCAGCCAUGUGGUAUCGCUCCGUCGGCACGGUACAGGCCGAUGUGGCGUGGGGCGUGACAGUGGAUGGCGCUGACAACGUCUACAUCGCCGGCAAGACGGAAGCGAGCAUCGAGCCUGGCGUGUGGCAUGGCGGUGCCAGCGACUACUUUCUGGCCAGGCUUGUUGGCCCGCAGGGCGUGGUGGAGUGGGUUGAGCAGUUUGGGACAGGCGACGACGACGUCGCACACGGCGUGACUGUCGACGUGUAUGGGAACGUCAUCUUCACGGGCUAUGUCGUAGGUGCCGUGCUGGUGAUGGCGCUGAUUAUUGCGCUGGUCGUCCGCUCGCGCAACCAACGCCCUGUCGACGACAUCACACCGAAUGGCCCGCUUGCCGUCACCACAAACCCGCUCUACAUGCACACGAACAUCAACGCGAACAGCAACAACAUCAACAACAACGACAACCGGUCGUCAGAGGUCUGA